UCUGGGUAAACCGAGUGCAUACGUAGGAGUGAUAAAAUGGCGGAAAAGCAUGGAUAUGAAGCAGUCCAAGGAUACGGGUACAACUACGGCAACCAGCCCACCAAAAGGGCUCGCGUAGAUAGUUCAGACUCAAACAAUCGCUAUGGUGGUGGAGAUCCUCAUUUUGCUGAACCCAGUCGAGUCGUUCACGUGCGCGGAGUUGCAGACGAAGCGAGAGAGCAAGAUUUGAUGCAGUGCCUCUCGCAGUACGGAAAUAUCAGUUGUAUCACCAUGAUGCCUAAGAUACGUCAAGCCCUUGUAGAAUUUGAGGAAAUCGCAUGUGCUAACACACUAGUGAAUCAAACCCAGAUGGGAAACCCAGUCAUCUUGUGUGGUAGACCAGCAUAUGCCAACUACUCCAAAAGCAAACAAAUCUCCAGGAAUGUCCAUGUUCGCUCAGAAACCCAGCCCAACAAGAUCUUACUGAUCACAAUCAUCAACCCUCAAUAUGUGGUCACUACUGAUAUCUUGCACACCAUCUUCAGCAAGCAAGGAAUGGUGCAGCGGAUUGUCAUCUUCAGGAAGAGUGGGCUACAGGCCAUGGUCGAAUUUGAUUGUGUUGAAGCAGCUCGACAUGCUAAGGAGACUCUGAAUGGUGCUGAUAUCUACACAGGAUGCAACACUCUCAAAAUUGAGUACUCAAGGGCUCAACAAUUGAAUGUCCGCAAGAAUGAUUCUGAGACUUAUGACUACACCCAAGAUAAAGGACCUGGUAUGCUUGGGCAUCCUCCACCAAAACAAGGUCUCCUGAGCCCACCACCACCAGCUUACGGGGGUGGUCCUCCAGCCUAUGGAGGGGCGCCAAACUAUGGAGGAGCCCCGCCCAUGGGGUAUGGUGCACAGCCCAUGCAGGCGCCACAGAUGCAGACAUACAGGAACCACCCCUCGGGUGGGAACGUCAUCAUGGUCUACGGGCUAGACAAAGAUAAGAUGAACUGUGAUAGGCUAUUCAAUCUUCUUUGUUGCUAUGGCAAUGUCAUUAAGAUUAAGUUCCUUCUGGGCAAACCGGGCACUGCCAUGGCAGAGCUCCAUGAGCAUGUGGCUUGUAACACUGUGAUGGAAAAUCUCUCUAAAAUGACACUGUUUGACCAGCAGUUGGAGUUCAGUUUCUCCAAGCAGGACUACCUUGUGGAACCAGCAAAUGUGCCAAAUCUUCCUGAUGGUAGCCCCUCCUUUAAGAGUUUUGACAAUUCCAAGAACAACAGAUUCACCAGUGCUACAGCCAGCAGUAAAAACCGUGUGUUCACGCCAAUGAAGGUUCUGCACUUCUUCAACGCUCCUGUUGACUGUACCGAGGAGCAAAUAAGAGAGAUGUGUCAAGUUUGUGGCGUAGCUCCCCCAAAGACUAUUAAAAUGUUUUCACCCUCUGGAAAUGCAAGGACUUCGUCAGGUCUCAUCGAAUGGGAAUCUGUGACCCAGGCCCUUGAGGCUCUCGUCAUGUGCAAUCAUUACGUCAUCCGCAACUCAACUGCAAAGACCAUAUUUACUGUCAAGCUUGCAUUCUCCUCGACCCCUACCGCAUCAUAGACACGCCCGCUCGUUGCUGGCGAUCAAGUGUUCUAGAACGUUUCUCAGACGUUUUCAGCCCAGUCGGCCCACCCGGUUCGAUGUACUAUAGGUCGUCAAAGAAUUUCCGAUUUCCAUUAGGAUCGUAUAGCGAGAUUUAUUAUUUGAAUGGCAAGGACAUAUUCCACAUGAUGGACAUAUAAUAGAAGAUGUUACCGUUUCGUUAUAGCUUUGUUUGUCCUUUUCAAAAUUGCAAACCCAUCCAACAUUUUGUCACUCACCCAACAUAUUAUCACAAUAAACAAAGAGCAUAGUUUUCUUAGAAGAUUGUAUUGUCCAGAUAAUACAUUAACGUGCCUUGUGCAUCGCAGGUAACUUGGUAUUUUUAAUUUGAAAUGUUUUUUUCAAGUUUUUAAAGAAUUUGAUUCUGGGACGUUCAUACUUAGUAACAUUGUGCAUCUUUGGCCUUAAUAAAGUGAAAAUGAAAUAAAA
Molecule: messenger RNA, 2037 nt
Organism: Nematostella vectensis (starlet sea anemone)
Lineage: Eukaryota; Metazoa; Cnidaria; Anthozoa; Actiniaria; Edwardsiidae
Product: heterogeneous nuclear ribonucleoprotein L
Exons: 15
Coding region: 37-1566 (509 amino acids)
Biological process (GO): regulation of RNA splicing; mRNA processing
Cellular component (GO): nucleus
Molecular function (GO): mRNA binding
Source: RefSeq, a predicted model, not a curated record